AUGAACGGCCAGUGGUUGGGAAGUAGGGCCAUUCGUACGAACUGGGCCACCCGCAAAGUGUCGGCCAAUCGAAACCAAAACGACGAUGAACUCAUUCAUAAGACAUUUAUAUCCUUUGGUGCUAUACAAGAAAUACGAGUCUUCAAAGAUAAAGGUUAUGCAUUUAUCAGAUUUGCCACUAAAGAAGCAGCAACACAUGCCAUUGUCGGAACUCAUAAUUCGGAAAUAAAUGGUCAAAUUGUCAAGUGUUCCUGGGGGAAGGAAUCCUCAGAUCCAACCAAUCAGCAACAGGCUCAGCACAGCUUCUUAGUUGAUACACCAUUUGCUGAAAGUAGUACUGACUCUCCUAUCAACUUAGUCAGUUUCCCUGAGUCAUCCUAUUUUAGUGUCUCAAUGAUGGGUGUUCAGAUGGCAUCGUGGCAAGGAAUCCCGGGACAGCCACAAAUGGCUGCUGCAGCUGCGGCUCAGAGCCCAAUUGGACAACAACCUGGAGUGAUAGGUGCCUAUCCUUUGCAGCAGUACCAGGCGCAGCUGCAUUUAGGUGGUGUAGAAUAG
Molecule: messenger RNA, 555 nt
Organism: Limulus polyphemus (Atlantic horseshoe crab)
Lineage: Eukaryota; Metazoa; Arthropoda; Merostomata; Xiphosura; Limulidae
Product: nucleolysin TIAR-like
Exons: 6
Coding region: 1-555 (184 amino acids)
Molecular function (GO): RNA binding
Source: RefSeq, a predicted model, not a curated record